AUGAUGAAUGGAACUGAUUGCACGCUCGGAAAAGUAGACAACAAACUUAUUGUGAACAAUACGGGUUCCGGUUUUUUAAGUAAUAAAGAAAUAAUUGAAGAAGGUGACACCGUAAUUAUUUAUGUCAAUUACGGAACGUCUUAUGCAGUGGAAGUGAAGCGUGGUCUCAUUCUCACAAUGAGAUAUGGUGCUUUGAAGCAUGAAUAUCUUAUAGGGAAACGUUAUGGAUCUCGUAUUAGUGCUACAGCGGGCUAUGUUUAUGUAUUACGUCCCAAUGCAGAAAUGUGGACUCGUGCUUUACUUCGUCGAACACAGAUUAUCUAUACACCCGAUUCCGCACUAAUUCUGAUGCUGUUAGAUGUUAAACCAGGAUCGAUAGUUUGUGAAUGUGGUACGGGAAGUGGCUCGCUUUCGCAUGCACUAGCAAUGGCUAUUGCACCCACGGGACACUUAUAUACGCACGAUAUUGAAGAGCCAAGGGUCAAACAGGUCGAGCUUGAGAUGAUGAAGCACGGAUUAGGGGAAGUUACUACGUGUGUGCAUCAAAAUGUUAUCGAAGACGGAUUUUCUGUGGAAAAUGCAUGCGAUGCUGUUUUUUUGGAUCUUCCCGCUCCGUGGAUUGCAAUCAGACAUGCAAAGCGUGCACUGAGUCAAAUACAUGGUGGACGUGUGGUCAGCUUCUCUCCCUGCAUUGAACAGAUCCAGAGAACAUGUAGCGCUCUUCAGUGCGAGGGAUUUGUGCAAAUCAGUACGGUGGAAUUAGUGCCGAGAAAGCUAAAAGUAAUUAUUUUUAUUUGUUUAACUUUUACUCUUUGUAUAUGA
Molecule: messenger RNA, 822 nt
Organism: Cercopithifilaria johnstoni
Lineage: Eukaryota; Metazoa; Nematoda; Chromadorea; Rhabditida; Onchocercidae
Source: the annotation of a GenBank genome assembly